UCAGAGCAGUGCUGCCAGGCAGGGAGGAGGGAGAGCACUCGUGUUAUUGAUGUAACAGCAAGCAUGAGAGGUUGUCUGCACUGCUGAACAAGGACUACCGACAAGCCGGUUGCUGUAAGAAUGUAAACAAAAGGAAUAUCGUGGAUAGGGACUGCUUAGGACGCUGACAGAAGUUCUAGCUUUCAUCCAUACUGACAAUGGUAGAUGUGGGAAAAUGGCCAAUUUUCGCACUUUGCCCUCAAAAGGACCUGAAAUCCAUCCAACAGGCUUGUGUGUUUGGUUCUGGAAAUGAGGUCUUGUACAUCACAAGAAACAAUGAGGUUUUCGUGAUGGGGACAAACAGCAGUGGCUGUCUAGGGACUGGAGAUGCUCAGAGUACCAUUGAACCAAGGUGUCUUCCCAUGCUCUCUGGAAAGAAGAUAGUCAGCCUCAGCUGUGGAAGUGGGCCACACGUAGUCAUUGUUACUUUUGAUGGAGAAGUAUAUAGUUGGGGUCAUAAUGCCUACAGCCAGUUGGGCAAUGGAUCCACAAAUCAAGCGUUAACCCCAUGCCAAGUGUCAACUAACUUGGUAAAUAAGAAAGUUGUAAAUGUGGUUUGUGGCUCACAUCAUUCAAUGGUGACUACGGCUGAUGGUGAGGUGUACGCUUGGGGAUACAAUAAUUCUGGACAAGUUGGUUCUGGCUCUACUGCUAAUCAGCCUAUUCCAAGAAGAGUUACCAGCUGCCUACAGAAUAAGUUUGUUACUGGAAUUGCUUGUGGACAGAUGAGUUCUAUGGCUAUUGUAGAAAAUGGAGAGGUUUAUGCAUGGGGCUACAACGGAAAUGGACAGCUGGGGUUGGGAAGCAGUGGCAACCAGCCAACACCGUGCAGAAUAGCAGCUCUUCAAGGUAUUCGUGUGGAACAGAUUGUGUGUGGCUAUGCUCAUACCAUAGCACUAACCGAUGAAGGAGGAUUGUAUGCUUGGGGGGCCAACUCCUAUGGUCAGUUGGGUACAGGAAACAAGAGUAAUCAGUCCUACCCAGUUCAAGUGACUGUGGAUAAAGAAAGAAUAGUAGAAAUAGCAGCCUGCCACUCAUCACACACAUCGGCUGCCAGAUCUCAGAGUGGUCAGGUAUACAUGUGGGGCCAGUGCCGAGGACAAGCUGUCAUCUCACCGCAUCUCACCCACUUCACCUGCACAGAUGACGUGUUCGCCUGUUUCUCCACCCCAGCCAUAAUGUGGAGGCUGCUUUCAGUAGAGCCAGAUGAUCACCUGACUGUAGCAGAGUCAUUAAAAAAAGAAUUUGACAAUCCCGAGACGGCUGACUUAAAGUUUUUAGUGGAUGAAAAAUAUAUUCACGUGCACAAGGUUCUCCUUCAGAUUAGGUGUGAACAUUUUCGCUCCUUUUUACAUGAAGGUGAUGAAGACGUAAUUGAAAUUCAUCAGUUUUCCUACCCGGUAUAUCGUGCUUUUUUGGAAUAUUUGUAUACAGAUAAUAUCAGCAUUUCUCCUGAGGAUGCCAUUGGACUUCUGGAACUAGCUACAUUAUACAGAGAAAAUAGACUGAAGCAACUAUGCCAGCAGACCAUAAAACAAGGUAUCUGUGAGGAGAAUGCGGUCGUACUGCUGUCAGCUGCCGUUAAGUAUGAGGCCCAGAACGCAUAAAAAAAAAAAAGGAUCCAAUGUUUUUAUGUUUGAUGGGGAAAUUAUUCAGGAUGCCUGGAUAUUGCCAAAAAGCUGCAGUCAUGUGAAAAAGUACUGAUUAUGAGUAUGCAGGUGGACCUUGUAUUAUAACUAGGAUCAGGUGGUCUCCUUGCUAUUGAUGAGUGUGGCAUCCCCCUGCCAAGAUCAAAGGACGUUUGAGUCUGUCAGGGAUUUCAAAGGAUUUACAAAUAAUUGGGUAAAUAAAAAAUUCCAGUGUUAUGAAAAAGUGGCAUAGAUUUCAAACUACUGCAAAUUUAUCCAAGACUGGCCAAACCAAGAACUGACUGUGAUGCUAAAAAGGGCUUAAAGUACCCUAAAAUGCAAUUACAGGAUCUGCAGGUAAGCCCCCGUUCACACCGGUAUGGCUUUGAAAUCACGCUACUUCAGUGCAAUUUCAAAGCCGCAAAUCAGUGUGAUUUGCACUGCCAAUUUCAUUGCGGCUUGCAGCUUCAUACAACAGACGUCUAUGCAAGUUGAAGUGAAAUCGGCAAAAAGUAGCACAGGAACCUUGAGUCACAGCUAUUUGAACGGUUCAAUUCCCAACAAUCGGGUGCGAUUUUUGAUGUGAUUCGGAACUGUCAAAUCGCAUAACAAAUCGCACUGGUAUGAACAAGUGCUAACUCUUACAAAAACUGGAGUCAAACCGCUACAAUCAGAACGAGAUUGCCAUGAAAAGCCUUUGCUGUCCAGGAAGAACAUUAAAGCAAGUCUAUAGUUUGCAAUUGAACGUGAAUGCAAAGACCAGGCCUUCUGGAGCAAUGUACUGUUGGUUCAUGAAUCAUAGGUAGAGUUAUCUGGCUACAGUAACAUUAGUCCUAUUUGGAGCCUACUCGGUACAGAAUUUAAGGAGAAGAACAUCAUGCCAACUGUGAAGCAUGGUCAUGAAAAUGUUAUAAUUUGGGACGGCUUGCAGUUAUUGAUGUGUGCAAAAUUUUAUAGUUUACUCAAAAAGCGUGCUUGAUGAGAAUAUGAGGCCAUCUGUCCAAAAAUUUAAGUUUGAACCAGAAAUGAAUCUUUCAACAUGAAAAUAAUCUGAAGCUCAUUUGCAUAUCCACCAAGGAAAAAUGUAUCUUAUGGGCUGGCCUAGUCAAGUUGUGUGAUUCAUAUCCCAGUUGUGGAACGAUUUAAUAUAGACUGAUCAUGCAAGGCAAUCCACUAAGACAUUUUGUAGAUUAGUGGCCAAAAAAAAGUCAGGGUUAAUAUCUGAGACUGGUGGACAAAGAUGCAAAAAGCCUGCAAGUCACUUCUUGUAAAGAGUGCAAUACCAGUGUCUGAGUAAAAGGGUGUACUUACUUUUUCAACAACGUUUACAUCUAUUGAUACUUUUCUUUAUUAAAUGAUUGCACAGACAAA
This is a messenger RNA of Rana temporaria (common frog), 3038 nucleotides long. It is a transcript of the gene RCBTB2, whose product is annotated as RCC1 and BTB domain containing protein 2. NCBI's taxonomy places the organism in Eukaryota, Metazoa, Chordata, Amphibia, Anura, Ranidae. The coding region runs from base 198 to 1646 and encodes 482 amino acids. The transcript is spliced from 12 exons. The record is from RefSeq and is a predicted model, not a curated record. Gene Ontology annotation, molecular function: protein binding.